Messenger RNA from Trichomycterus rosablanca, 1323 nucleotides. RefSeq names its product charged multivesicular body protein 4C (gene chmp4c). Gene Ontology annotation, cellular component: multivesicular body; ESCRT III complex; cytoplasmic side of plasma membrane. The transcript is spliced from 5 exons. The record is from RefSeq and is a predicted model, not a curated record. Gene Ontology annotation, biological process: vesicle budding from membrane; late endosome to vacuole transport via multivesicular body sorting pathway. Lineage: Eukaryota; Metazoa; Chordata; Actinopteri; Siluriformes; Trichomycteridae. Bases 29 to 721 code for a protein of 230 amino acids.
ACAGAUUUGUUUAGGUUAAUAAGUCGAAAUGAGUAAAAUUUCGAAGCUGUUUAAAGGAACGGGGAGUUCCUCCAGUUCCAAAUCUCGCUCGAGCUCCAGAAGUAAACAACGCUCGCACGCGGCACCGUCCCCUCAGGAGGCCAUCCACAGACUGCGCGAGACCGAGGAGAUGCUCACCAAAAAACAGAACUACCUGGAGAGGAAAAUAGAACAUGAACUCAUGACUGCCAAGAAACAUGGAACUAAAAACAAAACAGCUGCACUUCAGGCCCUGAAGAGAAAGAAGCGGCUCGAGCAGCAGCUGACUCAGAUAGACGGGACUCUGUCUACCAUCGAGUUCCAACGGGAGGCACUGGAGAAUGCCAACACUAACACAGAGGUCCUGAACAACAUGAGCUACGCUGCUAAAGCUAUCAAAGGAGUCCAUAAGAAUAUAGAUCUGGAUAAUAUUGACACUCUCAUGGCAGACAUCACAGAGCAACAGCAAAUAGCUCAAGAGAUCAGCGAAGCCAUCUCGAUGCCUUAUGGUGAUCAGUAUGAUGAGGAUGAGUUGUUGGCAGAGCUGAAUGAGUUGGAGCUGGAAGAAUUUGAGGAUACGGCCAGACUACCAAGUGUACCAACGUCUAAACUACCCAGCACGAGACCUAGCAAGGGUACAGUGUCCAAAAAGAAGGUGGAGGAUGAAGAUGACAUGCAGAUGUUAGCAGCCUGGGCUACCUAGUCAUCACAAACUUCUGGUUUCAACACCCCACAUUACCAAGAAUACAUUUACUGACCUAAAUGAAACUUAAUAGGCAUAAUACAAUUUCUUUUGAUUUUCUUUUACAUAUUUUUAGGUUUUUAGACUUUUACACGUAGCAUACCUUUUGUAAAAAUUGUAUUGGUUAGAUGAAGGAUUGUAGAGAUUAGCUUGUACAGAAUAAUUGUUAAUGAAGGGUUAUAUUAAUUAUAGGCCUGUAAAUAUCAGAAACUUGUGCACAAAUUAAAUUAUUUUAAUAGAAUGCUUUAAAAUGGUAGAUAAGACAUUUCAUAUAUGCAGGUUUUAGCCUUAAUAUAUUGUGUAAAACAGCUAGUAAAGUAUAAACAUACUUUACAACAACCUCUGUUUAAAAAUAUAUUUAGUUUUAGUUAUUAGUGAAAACAUUUUCUUAUUGCCUGUAUUAUAUUUGUCUUUAAUCUUCACAUCACAACAGUUAAUAAGGUAAAACAUAAAAAAUAUAUAAUUUCUUUGUGUUAUUUUAAUGAAAUACCUUUAAAAAUAACUGCUUUUGGUUUUAAUUUGCAUGUUACCUUUUUGAAAUUGUUUUUGUAUUAUAAAAAUUA